This is a messenger RNA of Cicer arietinum (chickpea), 1808 nucleotides long. RefSeq names its product pentatricopeptide repeat-containing protein At1g77405. The record is from RefSeq and is a predicted model, not a curated record. NCBI's taxonomy places the organism in Eukaryota, Viridiplantae, Streptophyta, Magnoliopsida, Fabales, Fabaceae. Gene Ontology annotation, molecular function: protein binding.
UUCCCUCUUUCAUCCCACCCCAAAGCCCAUCACACUAACCCGUAUUUAACCCACCUCGCCCUCCGUAAAGCCCAUGAGUUUCUCCAUUGGAUUCAUUCCCACUUCAACUUUCAACACACUCAAUCCACCUCUCUCGAAAUGGCGAUCCUCAUCGCCAAAUCGAAAGACACCAAAUCCCUGUGGCAUUUUCUCAAAUCAACGAGUAAUGUUAAUGAUAGUAAUAUUAACAAUAAUCAUAAUAACAAUAACAAUAACAAUGUUAUUACAACCGCGACCAUCACGUGUUUGAUAAAAGUCCUAGCUGAACAAGGCUUAAUAAACGAAGCCUCGCUAACUUUUUACCGAAUGAGACAGUUCGGUUGCAAACCGGACAUUCAAGCUUAUAAUUCAUUGAUUAAUGCAAUGUGUAAUGUUGGGAAUUUCACCAAAGCUAGACACUUGCUUCAACAAAUGGAACUUCCUGGUUUUCGUUGUCCACCUGAUACUUUCACUUACACUAUUUUGAUUAGUUCUUAUUGUAGGUAUGGUAUCAAGAUUAGUGGAUGUAAAAAGGCGGUUCGGAGGAGAUUAUAUGAAGCGAACAAGCUUUUUCGUGUUAUGGUUUUUCGAGGUAUUGUUCCUGAUGUUGUUACUUACAAUGCUUUGAUUGAUGGUUGUUGUAAAACUUACCGUGUUGGACGAGCUUUGGAGUUGUUUGAUGAUAUGAAGAAAAGAGGAUGUGUUCCGAAUCGUGUUACUUAUGAUUCUUUUAUAAGAUAUUAUUGUGCUGUGAAUGAGAUUGAUAAGGCUGUUGAGUUUUUAAGGGAUAUGCAGAGGUUGAAUGAUGAAGGGGUAGUGGCUAGUUGUAGUUCUUAUACGCCAAUUAUUCACGCGCUUUGUGAGGUUGAGAGAGUUGUCGAUGCUUGGAGUUUUGUUGUCGAGUUGGUUGAUAGAGGCUUUGUUCCUCGUGAGUAUACUUAUAAAUUGGUUUGUGAUGGACUUGUUUUGAAGGGCGAGGAUGAAUUGUUGAAUUGUGAAAUGCACCAAAGAAUAAAAGAUGGUAUAUUGGAGAGGUAUAGGAGAACCAUGAAAUUUAAACCAGUUAUGAAUCGGAAAGGGUAUCCCGAGUUUGAAUUCUUUUCUUAAGAGUAGCUCAUUGUUUGGUCGUUGAUGAAGAUGAGACAGCGGAUUGACAUUUCGAAUUUAUGAUUUUUUCGAAGAUGCAAUGUGCAUAAUUUGAUCUCUAUCAAACGGCUAACACCGGAAUUAUUGAGUGCAGGGAACUAACUGUAAGAUACAAAAACAAUACAUUGUAUUAUUGUUGCUUAAUACAAUUGAAGAUAGUAGAUGACUAUUUGUAUCCAUAAUUUGAAUUCUUUGCAUUAUUGGUCAAUUAAAACAACUCACUGGUUUCUUCAAUGAAAUGAUGGUACUGAAAAGCACCUGUCCAAGCCCAAAUGUUUAUACUUUUACUAAACUGGUUGAUGGUUAAUGUGAGGAAGGAGAGGUGAAAGAAGCUCAAAAUUUGUCAUCUGUGAUUGUAAAAGGUAGGGGGAAACCUGAUAUUACUUAUAAUUCUUUAAUGGAUUCUAUAUAUUAUUAUGGCUCGAACCCCGAAGGAGAUUAAUGGAUUAUGUAAAAAUGAAACGGUGGAUGAAUCUCUUCACCAAAAUGUAGUCUAAAAAUAUUAUUCCUGAUAUGAUGACAUGCAAUCGUCUAAUUGAUGGAUUUUGCAAACCAGUGAAAAUCUCUUAUAUUUGGGAUCUUAUUGAUGUGAUACAUUAUAGAGACCAACCUCCUAAUGUGAUUACUUUCAAUUUUUUAUAAGA